AUGAUUAUCUAAGGGGCCAGUCCCCUGAGGGAGCCACUUCUGUAAACAAAUAAACUGCAACGCCUUGUAGUUCAGCAGGCCUGGAGCAGGGCAGCAGCAGUCCCCGGGCAGGGACGGGCCGGGCCAGCACUUCGUGGCGGCGGUGACGACACCAGGCAGCAACACCAACAACAUGAUCACCAUCACAGACACGCAAAAGAUUGGGGUGGGCUUUGUGGCUUUUGGGGUGACCUUCAUCUUCCUGGGGGUCAUCCUCCUCUUUGAUAAGGGUCUCUUGGCCAUUGGCAAUAUCCUUUUCCUGGCGGGACUGGCCUUCGUGGCGGGGCUGGAGCGCAGCUUCCGGUUCUUCUUCCAGCGGCACAAGUGGAAAGGCUCUGGGGCGUUCUUCGGGGGGAUCUUGACAGUCCUUCUUGGGUGGCCGCUGAUUGGCAUGUGCAUCGAGGUGUAUGGUUUUAUUGUGUUGUUUAGUGGUUUCUUCCCAGUGGCAAUUAACUUCAUGCGUCGUGUGCCAGUCCUCGGGCAGCUUCUGAACCUGCCCUUCAUCAGCGGGCUGUUGCCACUCGACCCUUCUGCUUGAGUGUGCAGUUUGUGGAUCGGUUAGCAGGGGAUUCCAAGAUGAACGUCUGACAGGAGAGCAGGACCAGCAUAUUGAAGUCAGAGAAUGUGUGGCCAGCAGGAAGUCUCCUCCUGUGUGGCAUUACAAGGUGUUGGGUUGGCUUCUAACAUAUAGCUAAAUUGUAUGUAUGUAUUGUUGUUAUCACCAUUACCUCUUUGAUGGACUGAACCUCAUUUUCUACCUUUUAAUUUAUAACAAAAAUCUCUUUUAUGAUUGAAUAUUUAUGGAGGUAAAACAAACAUUUUCUUGUUUUCCAAGGUCAAGCAUUGUAUAAAUGUGAAGGUACAACAUCCUUGGUUGAUAUGGAAUAAUACUUUAUUCUUGUAAUUUCUUUCAACCUGUUCAUGGACUUCACUCAUAAAUUUAUAUGAGUAACAGGGAGGAAAGGCCAGGGAGGGGGAUGUUAAUAUUUGAAUAUGAUAUGUUAGAAACUCACCAGGUGUAUGAACAAUGACUGGUAACUAAGAAAGCAGCAGGAAUGGAAAUGUUAGUUCAUUGUCAUGUGAGAUAUUGUUCAAUAAUAAUAAUAAUAAUAAUAAUAAUAAUGUUAAUAAUAAUGAUAGUAAAAAAAAUUGAAUUGAAGAAAUCAUUCAGAAGUAAACUGAUACAGUGUAUCAUGCAGUACUCUUUUCCAUGAACAGUUUUCUACAUGUUAAAUAUAAUAACUUCAUUGCUUCACAUAAUUUUCAUAUAACAAAUGACUGAGAUGCAACAAAUUCUAUGAAGAAUACUCAUAGGUAGCUUACAGUUCACUACUGAUAACUAUUGCAAUAACAUGUAGUUCAGUAUGUGGCUGCCGGCGUGGCUGACCAAUGCCACCGUCAGUCUGGACCAGUGCGUCUCCUGGGACACAAGCAGUGCUUUCUGCUCAUUUGUUUCCCCAAAGUAUUUGUUUGAGUGUGAGUUUUCAGUACUGAGUGUUCAUCUUGAAUAUUUAUACAUACCAUUGUGAUAUAAUUUUAUAAAGAAGUAAGAUACAAGAUUAGGUGCACCACUGAUUGGAGAAAAUUGUUAAUGGCAUUAAAUGCUGUUAUCCAGUCACAUAAACAUUCUAUAAAAAUGUAUAUAAAUGAUCAAAAAAAGUUAUAUGCAUAUAUUCUCAGUACAAUAUUUUAGGAAGUAACGAAGUUCAAGCAUUUUACAAUCUUGGGUAAAAAACUUCUGCCAUUUUAAGGCUAUUGUAAAGACGGCUGUAAAUAGUAUUCUGCAUAAGUUUGUUUAUUUUUUACCAGCUUUAUCAGCUUUGAGGGUGCCAACAUCACCAAAGUAGUGCCGCCUCACUGGUGAUGUGUAUCCUGCACAUCCAUUUGUAAGAUUCAUUGAACCAAGUGUGCAUAGCAGUUCACUCUGCCUUGAAAACAGUUUGCAAAGACAUGUGGUGAUCAGAUAACUGAAUGAGGCAACCCUUUAAGAAAUUUGCCUGAUGUAGGCUGCUGAAACCUUCAUAAUUAUUUAUAGAUCAUAAUGCUUUCCUAUUACAUCAUCUAUAUUUUUAUUGAUGAAAAGUCUUAUGCAAGAAGCUACUAAGUGCUGAAGUGUUUGCAAGCAUUCCAUCAUGACGUGUGCAUGGGUGGUGCACCAGUCUAAUUCACCUACACUGUGUAGUUCUUUGAGCCAUACUUUCAGCGUACAAAUCCCAUCUUUUUUAAGAGGCGUGCAGGUUUUAUGCCUGUCACACGUGUAUUUGAAACAUUUCACCAACUCCUCUGUAUCUAGUUACUUAAGAUUUAUUUCUUGAAAUGUUAUUUGCAUCCUUUACUGAAAUAAGGUGAUUGCUUUGUAAAGGUUGUGAAUACCUUGUGUGUACAAUGUAAAAUUGUGGAAAAUAUAAUGUCAGUUUGUAAA
Scylla paramamosain (green mud crab) is the source of this 2461-nucleotide messenger RNA. RefSeq names its product vesicle transport protein GOT1B-like. The transcript has 7 exons. The record is from RefSeq and is a predicted model, not a curated record. Gene Ontology annotation, biological process: endoplasmic reticulum to Golgi vesicle-mediated transport; retrograde transport, endosome to Golgi. Gene Ontology annotation, cellular component: endoplasmic reticulum; membrane. Bases 173 to 577 code for a protein of 134 amino acids. NCBI's taxonomy places the organism in Eukaryota, Metazoa, Arthropoda, Malacostraca, Decapoda, Portunidae.